GAUUAUUUGAUUAUUGAAUAAUGGAACUCUUCGAGAUAUUAUGCGGCAUUGCCGUUAUAAUUCUCGGUCUUUAUUAUUUCCUUACAUCAUCCUACGACUUUUGGAAAUCGCGUGGCGUUCCUGGUCCACGACCGAUACCGGGAUUCGGUAAUUUUAAAGAUAUUAUGCUUAUAAAGCUAUCCAUAGGUGAUUAUUCGCUGAAAGUAUAUAACGAUUACAAAGACGAACCAAUGGUUGGGAUAUACUCUAGGAAGACACCUAUCCUUGUAAUAAAAGAUCCAAAUUUAAUUAAAGAUGUCCUCAUUAAAGACUUUCCUACAUUUGCUAGUAGAGGAAUACCUACUUUUGACAAGGCCGACCCGCUAUCGCAACAUCUUUUCUCUUUGGAGCCAAAGAGAUGGCGACCAUUAAGAAUAAGAUUGUCGCCUGUUUUUACAUCUGGUAAAUUGAAGGAGAUGUUCUCUUUAAUAUCCAAAUGCGCUGAUCAUCUUGUUCAAUAUACAGAAAAAGUCGCAAGUAAAAAUGAACCCAUUGAAUGUCGCGAAUUGACAGCUAAAUAUACGACGGACGUUAUCGGUAGCUGCGCUUUUGGCAUUGAAAUGAAUUCAAUGUCGGAUGAAGACGGCGAAUUUCGUAAGAUGGGCAGAAAGAUAUUUACACCGAGCUGGUCAAAUGUCAUGCGAGCCAGAUUUAGGCAAAUGAUGCCGGGGCUAUACAGCAUACUCGGUUACAUUCUGCCACAAUCAGAAAUUACCAAAUUCUUUAUACGUGUUAUUAUGGAGAGCAUAGAUUACAGAAAUACGCAUAAUAUUACUAGGCACGAUUUCAUUGAUAUACUACGUGAAUUAAAAAAGAAUCCGGAUAAAUUAGGUGAUAUCAAGUUGACGGAUAGUUUGAUAGCUUCUCAAGCAUUUGUAUUUUUCCUUGCCGGCUUUGAAACUUCAUCAACAACUAUGAGUAAUGCGCUCUAUGAGUUAGCAGUAAAUCCGAAAGUACAAGUCAAAUUACGUGCAGAAAUUGACGAAAGCUAUGUGAAACAUGGUGGAAAUUUAACAUAUGACAAUGUCAAACAAUUGGAUUAUUUAGAUAAAGUGUUUAAAGAAACUUUACGAAAAUAUCCACCAGUGACAAUUCUUAUGAGAGAAUCUACAUCAAAUUAUACUUUUGAGGAUACUAAAAUUAGUAUACCAAAAGGCACAAGGAUAUGGAUUCCUAUUUAUGCAAUUCAACGAGAUCCGAAUAUUUAUCCAGACCCUGAUGUCUUCGAUCCAGAAAGAUUUGAUGAUGAAGCUAUGGAAAGUAGACACUCGAUGGUCUACUUACCUUUCGGCGAUGGACCGAGGAAUUGCAUUGGUUCUCGCUUCGCUGUUUAUCAAACCAAAAUCGGGCUUAUAAAAAUAUUACGAAAUUAUAAAAUUGAAACUUGUGAGAAAACUCAGAAGCAUUAUGUAAAUAAUCCUAAGGCCUUUUUAUUAGCACCAAAAGAUGGAAUACAUUUAAAAAUAAUUAAAAUUGAUCGAAUUUAGUGUAAAUUUUCUUUUAUUUUUUCAAAAAAUAUACAUGCUAAAUGAAAUGGAGAAAAUGUUGAUCAACAUUAAUGAGAGCCAUUGUAAUCUUUAUUAAUAUUCUUUCAAUUGUCCAUAUUAUUAGUUUCUAAUUAGAUAGUUUAAGUUUAUACUCAUAUAUAGAUAUAAUAAUAUAGAUAUAAUAAUAACCACCUUUUU
Messenger RNA from Pogonomyrmex barbatus (red harvester ant), 1724 nucleotides. Its product is annotated as putative cytochrome P450 6a13. NCBI's taxonomy places the organism in Eukaryota, Metazoa, Arthropoda, Insecta, Hymenoptera, Formicidae. The record is from RefSeq and is a predicted model, not a curated record. Gene Ontology annotation, molecular function: iron ion binding; oxidoreductase activity, acting on paired donors, with incorporation or reduction of molecular oxygen; monooxygenase activity.